Cryptococcus deneoformans JEC21 is the source of this 924-nucleotide messenger RNA. Its product is annotated as expressed protein. NCBI's taxonomy places the organism in Eukaryota, Fungi, Basidiomycota, Tremellomycetes, Tremellales, Cryptococcaceae. The transcript has 4 exons. Bases 92 to 772 code for a protein of 226 amino acids. The record is from RefSeq and is a predicted model, not a curated record.
UUGGCCACGAGUUCUUUCUGCCCUGUCUUUUCACUUCUCAUCCUCAGCGACCUCCACUUCAACUAUUCUCUGUAAAUCCGAUUUCAUAAUUAUGGCAGGCCCACCGCCUAUUCCCUCCAAGACAAGGCCUUCCUUUACCAACCCCUUCUACCGCAAUUCAAACGCUAGUUCCAGCUCCACGGCCUCUUCACCGCCUCCAUCAUAUGACACUCACUCAUCCCAUCCCACUCAACCUCCUCGACCGUCUACUACCCAACAGUUCGAGCCAGUACAAUACACUUCACUCUCUUCUUUGACAAAGAACAAACCGAAGCAUACGCAUGCAAAUCAACCGGCUAGUUACGAAUACCAGCCUGACCCAUCGAGGCAGGGGUAUUCAACUCAAGGCUUUGAGUCACAAGGCCGGGCUGUGAAUGAGAAUGUUAAUGCAGGUAGAAGGCUGCCACCGAUGCCUGGUCAAGGCCAAGCAAGAACGGGGACUCCUACAGAACCUUCUCAGCGUGCAGUUCAUUCUGCUUCAGCACCGCCUCCUCCACCACCUAGAACAGGAUCUGGAUUGCAGAGUUACAUUCCUAGUGGAGCGCAAUCUGGAUUCGACUCGGCCGCCAAGGGCGUUAGAGGCGCAACAGAUACGGUAAAAGAUGGAUUCUACUCAGUGGCAAACCAGCAGAGGAAAGAACAGGUGAUGUCCGGCAUAGGAAAAUUAGGAGUUGGUGCUGUCAAACUCGCCGGCAAGGGCGUGUAUCAAGUGGGCAAAUUCGCUACAAAAUAAAUAUUUAAGGUGUCGUUCGGGUUUGGAUUCCGGCGCAUGUUGUACAAAGUCUGAACUUUGAUAGUGUAUUCCGCUCACGAAUGGAUACCGAUUGAGAGAACUUAACAACUGUUUGGGCACUGGCUGCAGCUCACCCAUGAACAUAAAUUUCC